AUGGCGCAGCAGGAAGGAGAGGUCGUUCAGGCCAAGAAGACCGUCCUGGGCAUGCCCGGAUUCGUGGUCGACUUCAUGAUGGGUGGUGUUUCCGCCGCCGUCUCGAAGACCGCUGCCGCCCCCAUUGAGCGUAUUAAGCUCUUGGUCCAGAACCAGGAUGAGAUGAUCAGGGCCGGUCGUCUCGACCGCAAGUACAACGGUAUCGUCGACUGCUUCCGUCGUACUAUUGCCGACGAGGGUCUCGUUUCCCUCUGGCGAGGCAACACUGCCAACGUCAUCCGUUACUUCCCCACCCAGGCUCUUAACUUUGCCUUCCGUGACACCUACAAGUCCAUGUUCGCUUACAAGAAGGAGCGUGAUGGAUACACCAAGUGGAUGAUGGGUAACCUUGCCUCUGGUGGUGCUGCUGGUGCCACUUCCCUCCUCUUCGUCUACUCUCUCGACUACGCCCGUACCCGUCUUGCCAACGACGCCAAGUCCGCCAAGGGUGGUGGUGACCGUCAGUUCAACGGUCUCGUCGACGUUUACAAGAAGACCCUCGCUUCCGACGGUAUUGCCGGUCUCUACCGUGGUUUCGGUCCCUCCGUCCUUGGUAUCGUCGUCUACCGUGGUCUCUACUUCGGUAUCUACGACUCCGUCAAGCCCGUUGUUCUCGUUGGUCCUCUUGAGGGUAACUUCCUUGCCUCCUUCUUGCUCGGCUGGACUGUCACCACUGGUGCCGGUAUCGCCUCCUACCCUCUUGACACCAUCCGUCGUCGUAUGAUGAUGACCUCUGGUGAGGCUGUCAAGUACAAGGGCUCUCUCGACGCUGCCCGCCAGAUCAUCGCCCAGGAGGGUACUGCUUCCCUCUUCAAGGGUGCUGGUGCUAACAUCCUCCGUGGUGUCGCUGGUGCUGGUGUCCUGUCCAUCUACGACCAGGUUCAGCUCCUGCUCUUCGGCAAGGCCUACAAGGGUGGCUCCGGAUAA
Xylona heveae TC161 is the source of this 966-nucleotide messenger RNA. Its product is annotated as mitochondrial carrier. Gene Ontology annotation, cellular component: mitochondrial inner membrane. Gene Ontology annotation, molecular function: ATP:ADP antiporter activity. Gene Ontology annotation, biological process: mitochondrial ATP transmembrane transport; mitochondrial ADP transmembrane transport. The record is from RefSeq and is a predicted model, not a curated record. Bases 1 to 966 code for a protein of 321 amino acids. Lineage: Eukaryota; Fungi; Ascomycota; Xylonomycetes; Xylonales; Xylonaceae. The transcript is spliced from 6 exons.